Messenger RNA from Epinephelus fuscoguttatus (brown-marbled grouper), 4353 nucleotides. RefSeq names its product forkhead box O4 (gene foxo4). The coding region runs from base 1551 to 3527 and encodes 658 amino acids. Gene Ontology annotation, cellular component: nucleus. The record is from RefSeq and is a predicted model, not a curated record. Gene Ontology annotation, molecular function: DNA-binding transcription factor activity, RNA polymerase II-specific; RNA polymerase II cis-regulatory region sequence-specific DNA binding. Gene Ontology annotation, biological process: regulation of transcription by RNA polymerase II. Lineage: Eukaryota; Metazoa; Chordata; Actinopteri; Perciformes; Serranidae. The transcript has 3 exons.
UGACAGUGGUAAACAGACGUCAGAAGGGAGUCUUCGCCUCGAGUCAAAACAAAACAAAACAAAACAAGUCAAAAAGAUACAGAAGGAGUGAAUAUUUGGACAGCCACAGCGACUGGAAGUGUUACAAAACUCAUCGCUGAUGAAAAGCGGUCACUUGGAGGAAGUUAUCGGGGGCUUUUCGCGGAGUUUUUCACGGAUUGUAAACUCUGGAGUAGCAGGAGCUUAACCAGCUAACGUUACGGUGGCUAUCGUGCUGUUUUCAAAGUGAGGCGAGUGGGAGCCGACAGACUUCCGAGGCGACCCAACUUCACCCAACAGCCGGGAAUUCGCUUUGUAGUUCGUUCACCGAGACCGCGGGGCGAAGAUCGGCGGAGCUCCGGGCCUCGGUCGAGAGGGUUUUAUAACCGCUUCUUCGAGCAUCGUGUGCCGCGGCAGGAGUAUGGAGAAACAUGGCAGAUGGUGACAUGCGCCUGGCCGCAAUGUGGUGGAUCAUGCAGACCUGAAGCACGGACUUUUCCUACGGACAUUUCUCUCAUUUUCCCAUUUUUACUAUCUUUCAAAAACACUACUAAACCGCCAUCAAAAUCUGCUCUCCCAUUUCCUCGUCCCUCAGUCGACAUUUCUUUGGUUGUUAAAUUACAACGGCUUUAACAUACAGGCCAAAGAGACGGCGGCCAGUCUCUUUACUGGUUUUUACACUUUUUGGCAGUUGGCUAACACAACCAUUGCUGGGAUAAUCGGCCGGUCUAUGUUUUUUCACUUGACUUUGAUGUACCGGACCGAUUUGUGACUUUGCAUAUUUUUUUUAAAGUUUGUGUUGAGUUUGUAUUUGGCUUGUGGAGAGUCCAGACAUCACGUUGUUUACAAGUGGAGACAGACAGGGGCUCUCCUGAGAGGAUCCUUUGUAACAGUAGCCAGCUAAUCCCUGUUUGUACUCUUCAUAGCUUUGCCGUAAUAAUCCUAGGUUUGAAUGAGAAAAUAUAUGCAUCAUUUUACAAAUUUGGCACGAAAUAAUUCAUUUUGAUCUACUCUUAAAAUAUUAGUUUGACAAAGUAUAAAAUAUUCUUUUUACAACAUUACCAAUUGACACAUAUUUAAAUUGUUUAUUAACAGGAAUGGCAUUAUCUUGUAUCCAUAUACCUUUAAUAUUUUGGUGUUCAUUUUCAGGUGAGCCCAAACCUCUGUAGAUCCAGAUGUUUUGGUGCUCAUUGCCGCUCUGCCACUUUUGUUUUUAUUUCAUUCAAACAAAGGGACUCUCAUCCCAGCCCUUCUUCAUUCUAUAUAAAUCGGAAGGUUUAUGAUAGUUACUAUUAAGGAGAUUAUUUGGGUUCCCUAAUCUCCAAUCUGAGGAUUAACUGAGGCUAUUGGUGUGUCCAGAUUAUUACGUCUCCUCUGCAGGGCCCUCUGUUUACACCCCCGCAGGGGCUGAGGCAUAUUGUUUUUGUGUCAGGAAGUUUUUUAACGCAUCAUCCCCUGAAACUUCAAUUUUUAAAGGUAGAUGCUUUAAGUGGUCCCAUCUUUUUGGUUGAGAGGAAGUUCAGAGGACCGCCAUGGAGGAGUCGUCGGUGCCCCCGAUUGACCCAGAUUUCGAGCCACAGAGCAGACCCCGCUCCUGCACGUGGCCGCUGCCAAGACCCGACAUCUCGGUUGUCAAACCGGAGGGGGCGGAUGGCUCCGAGUCCGCCGCUGGGACCCCGCCCGCCGACGAGGACAAACCCGAGCCACAGCAAAUCACGUCCGAGCCGGAGAAGGCGGCAGCAGCGGCCGAGGGAGGGGCCGUGGCCGCCGUGGGCGGAGCCGGCGCGACGCCCCGCAAAGGAUCAUCCCGGCGCAACGCGUGGGGGAACCAGAGCUACGCUGAUCUGAUUAGUCAGGCCAUCGAGAAUUCACCUGAGAAGAGGCUGACUCUGGCUCAGAUCUAUGAGUGGAUGGUGAAAACAGUGCCUUACUUCAGAGACAAAGGAGACAGCAACAGCUCAGCCGGCUGGAAGAAUUCAAUUCGCCACAAUUUAUCACUCCACAACAAGUUCUUGAGGGUACACAAUGAAUCGACAGGUAAGAGUUCCUGGUGGAUGCUUAACCCUGAGGGAGGUAAGACUGGGAAGGCUCCUCGCCGCCGGGCCGCCUCCAUGGACAACAGCAGCAAACUGCUGAAGAGCCGCAUGAGGGCCAAGCAGACCAAGAAGCAGGCGGGAGCAGCUGGCCUGGGUGGUGCUGGAGGGGUGCAGGGCGACGGCAGCACAGGUUCAGCGGGCGCAGACAGCCCUAAUUCGUCCCAGCAGUUUCCCAAAUGGGGUGUCAACAGCAGCAGCCCCUCAUCUCGCGGCAGCCUGGAUGACGCUGACAUGUGGACCACCUUCCGCUCACGCACAGGCUCUAACGCCAGCACCCUGAGUGGACGUCUGUCCCCCAUUGCUCCUGGACAGGAGGACGACGAUAACCUGCCUGAGGACGGACUGUUGGGAAGAUACACUGCCAGCAGCUUGACCCCCACCCUCACAGAGACCCUCAUGGAGGAGCUGGAUCUGAUCGACGGCCUCACAUUGAUGACUGGGCAGCAGGGAGGGGCCAGUCCCAGCACAGCCCCACCAGCACCUCCCACUCCACUGCCCUCCGCCUCCACCCUGCUGCCUCGUGGUUCCAGCUUCUCCUCCUUCCCCCAUCAGCUGCAGCCAUCCAGCCUCCCACAGGCCCCCACCCACACCGGGACCCAGGCCUCUGUCUCUCAGUGUGGACCGAGCAGCAAAGAGCCAACAACCUUCAGCAACUCCCUUUUCAACCCCAUACCCACCUCCAGCUCUCGCGGGGGUGGCCAUUACAGCACCCACGUGCCUUCCAGCCUGGAGGCACUGCUCACCUCUGACUCCCCUCCGCCCAGUGAUGUCCUGAUGACCCAGGUGGAUCCCCUCAUGCCCAGUCCUGGAGGAGUGGGCCUGAUGGGCCUUGGCACACCAGUAGUAGGUGUGAGGUCCAAACCCAACCAGCUGCUGUUGGGUAAAGGGCUGGAACCGAACACAGUGGCUCCCAUGGCGCUGCAGGCUCAGAUGCAGCAGCGUCACCUUCACCACCAGCAGCAGCAGCAGCCGCCGCACCAGCAGCAGCAUCAACAACAACCACAGCAACAACACCAGCAUCACUCUCAGAUGGGGCUGGGGAUGAUCCUCUCAGGUAUGUCUCAGGACCCGUCACAGCUGUCUGCCCUCAAAGCCCAGCAUGCAACGGUGCCAGCGGUGGGCUCUCAUCAUGGAGGGCCUGUCACCUCAGCCAAUCCUGGUGUGAGCUUGCAGGGGAUGAGUCACUUCGGAGCAGCGUCCUGUUUCCCGCCCGGUCAAGACCGACUGCCCACAGACUUGGACAUUGACAUGUUCACCGAAAACCUGGAUUGUGAUGUGGACUACAUCAUCAACAGUGACCUCAUGGACGGAGAUGGCAUCGACUUCAACUUUGACCCCAUACUGCCUGGAGGCCAAGGCUACGCCGGACCGGCCACUACACAGGGCUCCGCUCACAGCUGGGUGCCCAGCUAAUCUCUUAGCUGACCACAUGGAGUCAGACAGGAACUGAUUUCCAAUCAGGAUAACCUCACAAAACAACAAAACGACCGGUGCAUUCCUCCUCCCUGCUGGCUGAAGAUAGUAUUUUCAAACACACUUCUCUCGGACUUAAAAGACCAGACCUCAGCCAUGUCAUGUGCCAAGAAGACAUGCGGGGGACAGAGAGGAGAUUCAGGCUACUAUGCACAAUAUUUCUCCCUUUUUUUAAAAAUAACACUUGGCUGCUAGCCGUUUUUUUUUUUUCCUUCUAAUCCAAACUGAUGAUUUUUAAAAGACGUGUGACAUGAUGUUUUUAGGAGUGAAAAGACAAAUCAUUAACUCCCCUCAGCUGGGAGUCUGUAUUUCAGUUAUGUUACACCAUAAUAGCUUUAGGGUGGAUACGGUACAUGAUGGCUUUGGUAUUGAAGACUCAAUGGACUGUGCGUUUUUUUGGAGAAAUGGCCAGUUUUCCAUUGACACUUGCAUGAACUGCCAGACCAAAUGCUGUUUGAAGUGCAGUCACGCUGCUGCACCAUGGAAAGGUUUCAUCACAGGAGUUGGAUUGUGUUGUGAACAGGUGGAAGAUACAAGACUGGAUGACUGGAGGUAUAAAAUGUUUGGCUACACAUCUCGCCCAUUUGUGGACUAAGAUUAUUUGUACGAUUUAAAUUUCUCACUUUAGAGAAAAGCAGAUGUUUUUUUUUCCUCCAAUGAAAUUUAGUGAUUCAACAGUUAAGAGGGUCUGUAUUUGCAGUUUGGCAUUUUGACUUCAAUCCAGUGUGUUAUGGUAGAUGUCUGUUAGAGGGUGUUUUUUUUUGUU